AUGCAGUACGGGCCAAAACUACGAGACGCGACCGUGCCGCUAUUUGGACCAGGAACAGGUUGUCAAUGCGUUUAUGAAUACUUAGGUCCCCAGCAUCAUGCUGUAUGUGGAAUGAAGCCAGCUGGUGGAGCAAAAUUAAGGGAUGUGACUAUACCAAUCUUUGCACCUGGAACAGGUUGUCAAUGCGUUUAUGAAUAUUUGGGUCCUCAACAUCAUGCUGUAUGUGCGAUGCAUCAAAAACAAAAUACAACACAAACUCAAAACCAGGGUUGA
Messenger RNA from Adineta ricciae, 273 nucleotides. Lineage: Eukaryota; Metazoa; Rotifera; Eurotatoria; Adinetida; Adinetidae. The record is from the annotation of a GenBank genome assembly.